Lasiosphaeria miniovina is the source of this 1099-nucleotide messenger RNA. RefSeq lists its product as uncharacterized. The transcript has a single exon. The annotation marks the transcript as partial. NCBI's taxonomy places the organism in Eukaryota, Fungi, Ascomycota, Sordariomycetes, Sordariales, Lasiosphaeriaceae. The record is from RefSeq and is a predicted model, not a curated record.
CCCUUGACCGGUUGUUGGUGUUCUCUCUCGGCUUGGUCCAAGACACCGCUGGGUCAUCAGCACAGGGUUGCUGCAUCAUCCGCAGCAGCUGACAAAAACCGAGAGUCCGACGUCCACGACUCCACCCCCCGCGGGCUUGCUUGCCUUGUCUCCGUGCAUACCCUUGCAGGUUAGAAUGGAGUUCGGCCUUAACGAACGCCCUGGCCCCGCCCCUCGAAAUGGUCCAACAAGUCCGUACAUGCGACAUGCCCCCAAGUCCAAGGCUACAUGAGACUUGCCGGCGGCGGCGGUGUAGCGCCCAUUGUGUUCCUCCGAGCGACUUGCUCGGCCGCCUCGGCCAGAAGCCCAACCCGCCCGUCGCUGCUCGUUCGCUUCUGCCCUGUGCGAAAGCGAGCGAAGCGAGUCCACGAAAUCGAUGCUGCACCAACGCGUGUCCCCCUCGCAACCCUCGCUUUGCUCUGCCCUGCCCUGUUCUGCCGAGGACUUGCAAUCAGUCCUAUGACUCUAGCCCGCUUCCCAAUUCAGUCUCACCACCAGGUUGUUUUGUUGUUCGCAUGCGGUCCAUACAAAGUGUCCUGCAGUCAACUAAGUCAAUUGCACCGCCGCCCAACAACCCUCCUGGGCUUGCUUGCUUCCAUGGAUUGCUUGCAAUGGGGGGUUUGAGAUCCCGACCGUCUACGUGUCUGUGUCGCGGUCCUAUGAUGUCCCGCCUCAGAAUGAUUAAUUAGAAAUUCGUGGCCUGGCUUGGCUUGGAUGCUUGUCUGUAUCCGUCACGUCAUCCGUUUGCCUAAGGGUUUUGUUUGACGCUGCUGAUGCAUCACGUUGAUUGUUAAGCACCUAUGCACUCUUUAUUCCCACUUCGGGUUAUUACUAUGUAGGCACCCAGCAAGCGGAACACGCGCCCAGUGCCUACUGUAAGGCGGCUAUUAGUAUUCUGCGGGGCGUGUGUGUGUUUUGUAUUAGUUAGCAUGGAAGUGCUAUGAAAUCCACAUUCGCCCAAUCGAAUCGCAAUUCCCUCGGCUUCUCUCCGCCUGGGACUUAAUAAUCACGGAGCUUAUUACUAGCAUUUACCACGGCCAGUACUGUACUCAAAUAAUUC